Sitodiplosis mosellana (orange wheat blossom midge) is the source of this 2197-nucleotide messenger RNA. RefSeq names its product zinc finger protein 34-like. Gene Ontology annotation, biological process: regulation of transcription by RNA polymerase II. Gene Ontology annotation, molecular function: DNA-binding transcription factor activity, RNA polymerase II-specific; RNA polymerase II cis-regulatory region sequence-specific DNA binding. The transcript is spliced from 4 exons. The record is from RefSeq and is a predicted model, not a curated record. Gene Ontology annotation, cellular component: nucleus. Bases 203 to 2116 code for a protein of 637 amino acids. NCBI's taxonomy places the organism in Eukaryota, Metazoa, Arthropoda, Insecta, Diptera, Cecidomyiidae.
AGUAGUUGCCUUGCAUUUUCCGCUAAUAGCACAAGUCUUGAGAAAAUGACACGAUUCUCUCGCUUGCUCCAUCCAACCAAACGUCAAAUGUGUAUGAGCGUGCGUGGAUGGGAAAAUUUUGCUCGAGUUCGAUUUUUGUGUGCGUUUCUUUUUCUUUCGUUCGAAAAGGAUAAAUUCGUAUUUGCGUAAGUGAAUCGUGAUAAUGACAAUGUUGUCAUGCCCAUUGUGUUGUCAAUCGUGUUUUUCCAGUGUCGAUCUAUUACAUGCCAGUUUGAUCAGUGUAUUGAAUCGACCAUUGAUGUGUCCCAUAUGUAACGAUAUACAACACAGUAUCGCCGAUUUGGCAACACAUUUGACACAGCACAUUGAGAUACCCAGCCAAAUUGGUCACAGUGUACCUGCGCGUGACGCAAACAUCGUCAUUCAGAACAUAAAUAUAAACAAUGAAACGACGGCGAGUGAAUCAAAGCAAAGUGGAGUAAAUCAAUUCGAUGCGACGGAGCAGCGAAUAAUAAGUGAUGGAAAUGUGACACAAAAAUUAGAUGCUACGUCACCAGUGUUGUUGUCGGUGCACGACGUUGAGCAGCCAAGUAUUAAUAAUUCUAACCAUAUCGAUCGAAUCAUUCGACCGCCAUACGUUUGCAAUUUAUGCAAUUGUUCGUUUCGUACGCAAGAGCUACAACAAAUGCAUAUGCAAUUGGUGCACGAGAUAAAUAUCCGUCCUUCGAGCGAAGACAGUGAAUUAGCUAACGCACAUGUAAUUUCACCGACCAUGCUACAGUGUUAUUUGUGUCCGAAACGUUUUAAAAUGAUUGGUUCGUUGCGUUUACAUGUUCGCAUGGUUCACGGUGUAUCGCAUGCAUCGCCGCAAAAAAUAUGCACAACACCCGAUGCACACGAAAUGGAGAAUAAUAAUUUGGUGCAAUCGACAGGAAACAAUGAAAACGAAACGAGAACAGGUGAUUUGAUACCAUCAGCAUCGUCAACAACAACAACAACAGCAGCAGCGACGCAUGUGAACUCAACCAAUCUACCACUCGUUCAUAACAAUCAAUGUGAUUACUACAGUAAUUAUGGUCGAAGUGAUGUUGUUACUUUUGGCUGUGGUGGCAGUGGAAACGGCAGCAGUAAACAAAAAGACAUUGGAAGCCCAACAACCAACGGAAACAAUAACAGUAAAGAGAUGAUCGUCGUCGUCAGCAGCACCGAAGAUCGUGUUCAUAAAUGUGAUUUUUGCAAUAAACGCUUUACGACCAAAUACUUUUUAAAGAAGCACAAGCGAUUGCAUACAGGUGAAAUGCCGUACACAUGCGAGCUGUGUCAUCGAACGUUUACAUUUCAACAGUCAUAUCAUCGACACUUAUCGUAUCACACAAAUGAUCGGCCACAUAGUUGCUCGAUUUGCGGACGUGCCUUCAAAGAACUGUCCACAUUACACAAUCAUCAAAGAAUCCAUAGCGGCGAAAAACCGUUUGAAUGCGAAACAUGCGGUAAGUGCUUUCGUCAGCGAGUCUCGUAUUUGGUUCAUCGACGCAUUCAUACCGGAGUUAUGCCGUACAAUUGUACAAUGUGUGAUAAAAAAUUCCGCUAUAAAAUUUCGUUGCGAACACACAAAUGCAGUGGAUUUGUAGUGAACGAGCUGACAGCGUCAGCACGGAACAACAAUGAUGCGACCUUCAUGGAUAACGAUGACGAUGACCAACCGAAUAAUAUGUCAGCAUGUUCGCCGUCACUGGAUGAACUCAUCAGUGAAUCAUGUAAUCGAAUGGGUAUCGUCGAUCAAAUCGAAUCAAAUCCGUCCGAAUCAACGGCAUCAUUGUAUGCGAACAAUUCCGAAAAUGGCAUCAAUCCAAACCAGUCGUCGUUGUCGUCGCCGUCGUCAAUGCUUCAUUUUGAAUGUGAUUCGUUUAAUUUGAAUGAUUUGGGCUUUUGCACGGGCGAAACCGGUGCCAGCACCGAUUUGGCAAAUGUUAUGCCAUCAAUGAACGAAAUAUUCCCACAAACUAUGGAAAUCCUGAACGCACUGUACGAUAAUGUAAACAAUGUGAACAACGGUGACCUGCAGCAAUUUUAUGACACCACUACCACCACCGCAUCGCCACAACAGCCACAAUAGUGACAAUCAUUAAUUUGUGUGUAUUGUUCGGGAUAGUUUGAAUAAAAGAAAAAAAAAUGGAGAGAUUAUUUUACGUAAAAA